AUGACUACCUUCAAACAAUUUUUUGUGGUCACUUUGAUUCUGGCAAUCCGUCUCUUCGCUUCAUCUGACGCGAUUCCUAUCGACACUAAGGCCCUCGAAGGCUCCGGCGUCACCUUCGGUAGUGGCGGCACUCAGAUCAGUGACAAAGGCGUCAACGUCGGCACUACUAAAGCCGUCGACAUCGGCAACGGCGAAGGCGUCCAAAACACAGGCGUCAACAUCGGCAACGGCUAUAAAGGCGAAGGCAACAAUGGUCCCACUAACACUAACAGCGGUAUCAACAUUGGCGACGCCCACAGUGGCAGCGGCACAAAUGGAGGCCUCGGCACCGCUAACAGCGGCAUCAACAUUGGCAACGGCUACGGUGGCGCCGGCAUUAACGGUGGCACCGGCGGCGUCGGCACCGUUAACAGCGGCACCAACAUCGCAAACGGCUACGGUGGUGCCGGCGUCAAUCCCAAUGGUUAUGGCG
Molecule: messenger RNA, 472 nt
Organism: Ambispora gerdemannii
Lineage: Eukaryota; Fungi; Glomeromycota; Glomeromycetes; Archaeosporales; Ambisporaceae
Source: the annotation of a GenBank genome assembly